AAGGAGGAGAAACAAACAUGGCGGCCAGCUAUGCGUGGUUCCUUGUGCUGGGCUCGGUUUUUCUGGUCAACCUCAUGAAAACACUCCUUCCGUCCAUAUCCGCUUUCUUCUCGAGACUGGUGCAAAAAGAUGCCGAGCAGGAGAGUGAGAUGAGCUCUUCUCUCUCCUCAGGUGGAGUGGGGAUCACCUGCUGGCUGGUGGUCUGCAACAAGGUGGUGUCUCUGGGUCUGCACGCCGUCAGCUGAGUGACAACACUGACAUCCUAACAUAUCGUUCAAGAUGUAGAUGAAGACAGCCUCUGUAUGUCUUUUUUUUUUUUGUCUGCUGCUCCAGGUCAACAUUUUAAAAUGCAGUGCGUUUAAGUUCUGGCUGGUUUAUAUUGCUCUAUUAUUUUGGUGAAUUUUGACCUUUGGAUGAUGUUUGGACUGUAUUAUUUAAAAACAUUGAUUUGCUAAUGCCUUUUUAAGAAAAAUAAAACACGAAAAGCUUGUA
This is a messenger RNA of Notothenia coriiceps (black rockcod), 492 nucleotides long. It is a transcript of the gene get1, whose product is annotated as guided entry of tail-anchored proteins factor 1. NCBI's taxonomy places the organism in Eukaryota, Metazoa, Chordata, Actinopteri, Perciformes, Nototheniidae. The record is from RefSeq and is a predicted model, not a curated record. Bases 18 to 245 code for a protein of 75 amino acids. The transcript is spliced from 3 exons.